CUCUUCUACUCUAGCUAAGACGGAAGUCAGUCGACGUGUGGGUUGCAAAUUUCUGCAGUGAGGACUUUGUCAGUUUUUGCUCAACAGUUUCUUCUAUAGUGUCACGUCGAUACUACUUUCAAUGAUGUUUAACAGGCAAAACAGCCUGUGGAUGGGUGAUUUGGACCCGUAUAUGGAUGAGAACUUUGUCAAGCAGGCCUUUAGUGGUAUGGGAGAGUCACCGUUGGGAGUCAAGAUCAUCACUCACAGGAUAACAGGUGGCUCAGCGGGUUACUGUUUUGUGGAGCUGGCAGAUGAAGCGAGCGUCGACCGCUGCGUACAAAGACUCAACGGAAAACUGGUUCCAGGAUCAAACCCGCCCAGGAAGUUUAAGCUAAAUUAUGCCACAUACGGGAAGCGUCCAGAAGCAGGGCCGGAGUUCUCAGUGUUUGUGGGAGACUUGGCCUCUGAAGUGGACGACUUUCAGCUGCAUCAGGUCUUUAAGAAGUACCCUUCCUGCAAAGGAGCCAAAGUAGUCACCGACCAGUACGGCUAUUCAAAAGGCUACGGCUUCGUCAAGUUCAGUGACGAGAGCGAACAGAAGGCGGCGAUAGAGGAGUGCCAGGGAGCCGUGCUGGGGGGGAAAACCCUGAGGCUCAGCAUCGCUGUGGCGAAAAGCCAAAAGACGACCUACCCAGGAGGCCAGACUCAGAGUUACAGUAGCUACAACCCGACACAGACUGGUUACUAUGGCAGCCAGGCAGCAGGAAGUCAGGGCGGUUACUAUCCUCAGUGGGGGGGCUAUGACCAGUACAGUGGCUACAACAGCAGUGGUUACGGCUACAACAGCGGAUACAACAGCGGAUACAAUAGCAGCUACAACAGUGGCUACAACUAUAACUACGGGGCUUACGGCUACCCCCCACCAGGUCACAUGAUGCCCCCVCCUCCCAUGGGGAUGCCACCCAUGUCCACCGACAUGACGGGAGAUGUACAGCAGGGCCAGGAGCAAGCUGAAGAUGCUGAUGAUGACAGCACAGAAGAGCCCAUCCCWGAAUGCGACGUGGAGCUGUGGAACAAGGACUUUAUGCAGCACAGUGAGGAGUUUUAUGACGCUUUGAUGAACUGUCGAUGGGAACCUUUGGACUCUGUUGACUGCCCUAUCCCAACCUUCUCCUGAUAUCCCUUUCAUCAGCCGAUACUUCAGUUCUUUUGUUAAGUCAUUUUUAUACGUCCAAAAUGUGUCGCAGCAAACACAUCUCAAAACACGCCGGCCAGAGCUCUGUGACUUAAGAAGACAGGCUGGUCGUAGGUUCAGUCACUCUUCUUCCUC
This is a messenger RNA of Poecilia reticulata (guppy), 1312 nucleotides long. It is a transcript of the gene trnau1apb, whose product is annotated as tRNA selenocysteine 1 associated protein 1b. NCBI's taxonomy places the organism in Eukaryota, Metazoa, Chordata, Actinopteri, Cyprinodontiformes, Poeciliidae. The record is from RefSeq and is a predicted model, not a curated record. Gene Ontology annotation, molecular function: RNA binding.